Mus musculus (house mouse) is the source of this 10700-nucleotide messenger RNA. RefSeq names its product mediator complex subunit 12-like (gene Med12l). Gene Ontology annotation, molecular function: beta-catenin binding; transcription coregulator activity. The record is from RefSeq and is a predicted model, not a curated record. The transcript has 46 exons. Gene Ontology annotation, cellular component: nucleus; mediator complex. NCBI's taxonomy places the organism in Eukaryota, Metazoa, Chordata, Mammalia, Rodentia, Muridae. Gene Ontology annotation, biological process: regulation of transcription by RNA polymerase II. Bases 413 to 7003 code for a protein of 2196 amino acids.
CUCCUCCGCGGUCCGGCCGCCAAGCUGGGCAUGCUCAGUGCGGCCGCCGCGCCGCCGUCCGCCAACUCGGGAGCUCGCGCUCCCGGGCCGUGGGGGCGAGAACGCUGGCGACAGCGAGCGACGCCCCCAGGCAGCCGCAAACUUCGCGGCGUCCGCAGUCUGGCGAGCCAGACACCUCGCAACGUCAAAUCCAAUUCCCCAACCCUAACGGAGCGAUGGAGGCUGCGGCCGCCAGGGCGUCCCGGCUGCCCGCCCCUGCCUAGCCGCUAGCUAGGGACCAACAGCGCCACGGCGAGCCAGAGUGGAGGGAAGAGGGAGUCUGUCUGCAAAGUGCUGCUCCCUGGUGCUCAGAGGCGGCUGCUCCAGCUCCAGCUCCAACUCUCAUUCAUUUCGCCGGUUAACAUGAGAGAUCAUGGCCGCCUUCGGGCUUCUCAGCUAUGAGCAGAGACCGCUGAAGCGCCCGCGGCUCGGGCCGCCCGACGUCUACCCGCAGGACCCUAAGCAGAAGGAGGAUGAACUUACAGCUGUGAAUGUAAAGCAGGGAUUCAACAACCAGCCGGCCUUCACUGGAGACGAACAUGGCUCAGCCAGAAACAUUGUAAUCAACCCAUCCAAGAUCGGUGCGUAUUUCAGCAGCAUAUUGGCCGAGAAACUGAAGCUUAACACUUUCCAGGACACCGGAAAGAAGAAACCCCAAGUUAAUGCUAAAGAUAAUUACUGGCUGGUUACUGCCCGAUCGCAGAGUGCAAUUCAUAGUUGGUUCUCUGACCUAGCAGGGAAUAAACCACUUGCUAUCUUGGCAAAAAAGGAGCUGCCUCUGGCCAAGUCAGGUGUCCCUCAGGUCCCCAUCCUCAGUAAAAAAGAGGACGUCUUUGCAUAUUUAGCUAAGUAUUCUGUGCCAAUGGUUCGAGCAACGUGGCUGAUCAAGAUGACUUGUGCCUAUUACUCUGCUAUUUCUGAAGCUAAAAUUAAGAAACGCCAGGCUCCCGAUCCCAAUUUGGAGUGGACACAGAUAUCUACCAGAUACCUCAGAGAGCAGUUGGUCAAAAUCUCUGACUUUUACCACAUGGCUUCCAGUACAGGUGAUGGUCCUGUCCCUGUGCCACCAGAGGUUGAGCAAGCCAUGAAGCAGUGGGAGUACAACGAGAAGCUGGCAUUUCAUAUGUUCCAGGAAGGAAUGUUGGAAAAGCACGAGUAUUUGACUUGGAUCCUGGACGUCUUAGAGAAGAUCAGACCAGUGGAUGACAGCCUUCUGAAGCUACUUUUGCCCCUGAUGUUGCAGUAUUCAGAUGAGUUUGUUCAGUCAGCCUACCUGUCUCGUCGUCUCGCGUACUUUUGUGCCCGGCGUCUUUCCUUGCUACUGAGUGAUAGCCCCAACCUCCUUGCUGCUCACUCGCCCCACAUGAUAAUCGGAACAAACAACACGAGUAUUGGGACCCCCAGCCCUGGCACCCCUGGCCCUGGCAUGAGCCCUGUGCAGCUGGCCUUCUCGGAUUUCCUUUCCUGUGCACAGCAUGGCCCCCUGGUUUAUGGACUUAGUUGUAUGUUGCAGACUGUCACUCUGUGUUGCCCAAGUGCCUUGGUGUGGAAUUAUUCCACCAAUGAAAAUAAGAUCUCGAAUCCAGGCUCUCCCCUGGAUCUGCUGCAGGUCGCCCCGUCCAGCCUCCCCAUGCCGGGUGGGAACACGGCUUUCAAUCAGCAGGUUCGGGCAAGGAUUUAUGAGGUAGAACAGCAGAUAAAGCAGCGAGGCCGUGCAGUGGAAGUUCGGUGGUCUUUUGAUAAGUGUCAGGAGUCGACGGCAGGGGUGACUAUUAGUCGGGUCUUGCAUACACUGGAAGUCUUAGAUCGUCAUUGUUUCGACCGAACUGAUUCCAGCAAUUCAAUGGAGACUCUUUAUCAUAAAAUUUUCUGGGCAAACCAAAACAAAGAUAACCAAGAGGUUGCCCCCAAUGAUGAAGCUGUGGUGACAUUGUUAUGUGAAUGGGCUGUAAGCUGCAAAAGGUCUGGUAAGCACAGGGCCAUGGCUGUGGCGAAACUCUUGGAGAAAAGGCAAGCGGAGAUUGAGGCAGAGAGAUGUGGGGAAUCAGAAGUCCUAGAUGAGAAAGAGUCAAUUUCUUCAGCAUCUCUUGCAGGAUCUAGUUUGCCUGUUUUCCAGAAUGUUUUGCUGAGGUUUUUAGAUACACAGGCCCCAGCGCUGUCGGACCCCAACAGUGAAUGCGAGAAGGUAGAGUUUGUGAACUUGGUGCUGCUCUUCUGCGAGUUUAUCCGCCACGAUGUCUUCUCCCAUGAUGCAUAUAUGUGCACCCUCAUCUCUCGAGGAGACUUAUCAGUUACUGCCUCCACGGGGCUGCGGUCGCCAGCAGGAGAGAAUUCAGAUGAACACUAUUCCAAGGAUCAUGAUAUGAAGAUGGAGGAGCACAGUGUCAUGGCGCGCCUGGGUCUCGGCUCAGGAGCCACUCACAUCUUUGAUGAUGUAGACAAGAGUGACUUUAAAAGUGACCCUGCUUCUGAGUUUCCAAUUUUUUCUCCCAUGCCUGGAGAAUCCUGUGAGAACAUCAACCCUUCCUUGAGCAGAAGACUGUCAGUCAAUGGUGAGAAACUGCUAAAGAGAGAAAAACCAAGAGAAUUAAUUUUCCCAUCAAAUUACGACCUCCUCCGACACCUGCAGUAUGCAACCCACUUUCCUAUACCUCUGGAUGAAUCUUCAAGUCAUGAAUGUAACCAGCGCACAAUCCUUCUCUAUGGAGUCGGAAAAGAGCGUGAUGAAGCCAGGCAUCAGCUGAAGAAGAUUACCAAAGAUAUCCUCAAAAUCCUGAACAAGAAGGGCACCACAGAAUCAGGGGUUGGGGACGAAGGACAGAAAGCCAGGAAGACCAAGCAGGAAGUUUUUCCAACCCCGGAAAAUGUGUUCACGAAACUCCAACUCCUCUCAUACUUCGAUCAGCAUCAAGUAACAUCUCAGAUCUCUAACAAUGUGCUGGAACAAAUCACAAGCUUUGCGUCUGGAACAUCCUAUCACCUCCCGUUGGCUCACCAUAUUCAGCUCAUCUUUGAUCUCAUGGAGCCAGCGCUGAACAUCAAUGGGCUGAUUGACUUUGCCAUACAGCUGCUGAAUGAACUGAGUGUGGUGGAAGCAGAGCUCCUCUUGAAGUCUUCUAGCCUGGCAGGAAGUUACACUACAGGACUAUGUGUCUGCAUUGUGGCCGUGCUCAGGCGGUACCAUAGUUGCCUGAUCCUAAAUCCUGAUCAGACAGCCCAGGUGUUUGAAGGGUUGUGUGGUGUGGUGAAGCACGUUGUCAACCCCUCAGAAUGUUCUUCCCCAGAGAGAUGUAUCUUGGCCUACCUCUAUGACCUCUACGUAUCCUGCAGCCACCUCAGAAGUAAAUUUGGAGACCUUUUUAGUAGUGCCUGUUCAAAAGUAAAGCAGACCAUAUACAAUAAUGUGAUGCCUGCAAAUUCCAACUUACGCUGGGAUCCAGACUUUAUGAUGGAUUUUAUUGAGAACCCCUCGGCAAGAAGCAUCAAUUAUUCAAUGCUGGGCAAGAUCCUCAAUGACAAUGCUGCCAACCGGUACAGCUUUGUGUGCAACACCCUCAUGAAUGUGUGCAUGGGACACCAGGAUGCCGGCCGGAUAAAUGACAUAGCCAAUUUCUCCUCUGAGCUAACUGCCUGCUGUACAGUUCUGAGUUCGGAGUGGCUGGGGGUUCUGAAGGCUCUUUGUUGUUCUUCAAAUCAUGUGUGGGGAUUUAAUGAUGUCCUCUGCACGGUGGAUGUGAGUGACCUUUCAUUCCAUGAUUCAUUAGCUACUUUCAUUGCUAUCCUGAUAGCACGACAGUGUUUCUCCCUGGAAGAUGUCGUGCAACACGUCGCACUUCCCUCUCUCCUAGCAGCAGCUUGUGGAGACGCGGAUGCAGAGCCCGGGGCAAGGAUGACGUGCCGCCUCCUGCUUCACCUCUUCAGAGCCCCCCAGGCCUGCUUUUUCCCUCAGGGAACAGGCAAACCUUUCCCCGGAAUAAGAUCAUCUUGUGAUAGACACCUCUUAGCUGCAGCUCACAACAGCAUAGAAGUGGGAGCAGUUUUUGCUGUCUUAAAGGCAAUUAUGAUGCUUGGCGAUGCCAAAAUUGGCAGUAACAAUGUCAACACGAUGAAGAAUGAAGACUUCGGCAUGAGGGGUUUACGACGUGAUGGGAAUGCUGAAGAUGCCUGGGCCACCUCGCAGAACUCAAAAUCGUAUGGGAAAAGUAUUUCCAUAGAAACUGCCAAUCUCAGAGAAUAUGCUAGAUACGUACUGAGGACUAUCUGCCAGCAGGAAUGGGUGGGAGAACACUGCUUAAAAGAACCAGAACGACUGUGUACAGACAAAGAACUGAUACUGGACCCCGUGCUUUCAAACAUGCAAGCACAGAAAUUGUUGCAGCUUAUCUGCUAUCCUCAUGGCAUUAAGGAGUGUACAGAGGGGGACAACCUGCAAAGACAGCACAUUAAGCGCAUUCUUCAGAAUCUUGAGCAGUGGACGUUGAGACAGUCCUGGCUGGAGCUCCAGCUCAUGAUCAAACAGUGCUUGAAGGACCCUAGCUCUGGUUCUGUGGCCGAAAUGAAUAAUUUGCUGGACAAUAUCGCAAAGGCAACGAUAGAAGUGUUCCAGCAAUCUGCAGACCUAAAUAAUAAUGCCUCCAAUUCUGGCAUGAGCCUCUUCAACCCAAACACUAUUGGAAGUGUUGAUCCAAGUAGCACAAGACAGAAUGGAAUAAAGACAUUCUUAAGUUCCUCUGAACGCAGGGGUGUGUGGCUGGUGGCCCCCCUCAUCGCCAGGCUGCCAACAUCUGUGCAGGGAAGAGUGUUGAAAGCCGCUGGGGAAGAGCUGGAGAAGGGGCAGCACCUGGGUUCCUCUUCAAAGAAGGAAAGAGAUAGGCAGAAGCAGAAAAGUAUGUCUCUUUUGAGCCAGCAGCCUUUCCUCUCAUUGGUCCUUACCUGCCUUAAGGGGCAAGAUGAGCAACGGGAAGGCCUUCUAACAUCUCUGCAGAAUCAAGUCAAUCAGAUUUUAAGUAACUGGAGGGAAGAAAGAUACCAAGAUGAUACGAAAGCCCGCCAGAUGAUGCAUGAGGCCCUACAGCUCCGCCUGAAUCUGGUAGGAGGAAUGUUUGACACGGUACAGCGGAGCACGCAGGGGACCACCGACUGGGCCCUCCUACUCCUCCAGAUAAUUACUUCGGGAACUGUUGACAUGCACACUAACAAUGAAUUAUUCACAACGGUUCUUGACAUGCUGGGUGUUUUAAUCAAUGGAACCCUGGCUUCUGACCUAUCAAGUGCUUCCCCCGGGGGAUCAGAAGAGAACAAACGUGCAUACAUGAACUUAGUAAAGAAACUGAAAAAAGAACUAGGAGACAAGAGGUCAGAAAGCAUUGACAAAGUUCGACAGUUGCUGCCUUUGCCAAAGCAGACCUGCGAUGUCAUCACGUGUGAACCCAUGGGUUCUUUGAUCGAUACAAAGGGAAACAAAAUUGCUGGAUUUGACUCUAUUGAUAAAAAACAGGGUCUCCAGGUCUCUACGAAGCAGAAAGUGUCCCCAUGGGACCUGUUUGAGGGUCAGAAGAACCCAGCCCCGCUGUCCUGGGCCUGGUUCGGCACUGUCCGUGUGGACCGGAAGGUGAUCAAGUAUGAGGAGCAGCAGCACUUCCUUCUGUACCACACGCACACCAUGCCCAAGCCCCGAAGCUACUACCUCGAGCCGCUGCCCCUACCUCCUGAGGAGGAAGAGGAAGAACUCACGUCUCCAGUUUCUCAGGAACCAGAAAGGAAAUCAGCUGAGCUGUCAGAUCAAGGAAAAGCUACAGCUGAUGAAGAGAAGAAGACAAAGGGAAGGAAGCGUAAGACAAAAUCGAGCUCACGCAUCGAUGAGUAUCAACAGACCAACUUAUACCGAGUGCCUCCCAAUUACUCCCCCAUGUCCUCCCAAAUGACGCAUCAUCCGCAACCUGCACUGUGGGGUUACAACCUGGUGAGCCAGCCUCAGCAGCCUAGCUUUUUCCUCCAGAAUCCGUCUCUGAAUCCAGGUGGCUCCCGAUUGGACCCUGCGGGCUCCUUUGUCCCAACCAAUACCAAGCAAGCUUUGUCCAACAUGCUGCAGAGACGCUCAGGCGCCAUGCUGCAGCCACCCUCCCUUCAUGCAGUCACGUCUCAGCAACAGCUGCUACAGAUGAAGCUUCUGCAGCAGCAACAGCAGCAGCAGCAGCAGCAGCAGCAGCAGCAGCAGCGGCUUCUCAGGCAGGCCCAGACUCGACCUUUCCAACAGGGCCAGCCAGGGGACCAGGCUGCUCUCUUUACUGCACAAGCACGGCCCUCCCCUCAGCUCCCUCAGUAUCCAGGGCUGCAACAAGCACAGACCAUGCCCCAGGGCUACACAAUGUAUGGAACACAGAUGCCUUUGCAACAGGCAGCUCAGCAGCAGCCUGGUGGCGUGGUCCUUUCCCCCAGCUACAACUCCAGGGCCUAUCCGGCUGCACAUUCCAGCCCAGCGCUGAUGGAAAGACUCCGGCAGCUUCAGCAGCAGCCAAGUGGCUACGUGCAGCAGCAGGCCUCCCCGUACCUGCAGCCCGUAGCUGGCUCUCAGAGACUGAACCACCAGGCUCUACAGCAGAGCCCUCUGGUGGGCGGGGGAAUUGACGCUGUGCUGACUCCCGCACAUCCCAACCUCCCCUCGGUGCCCCUGCCUCAGGACCCAAUGAGGCCCAGACAGCAGCAAGUUCGACAGCAGCAGAGACUCCUCCAGAUGCAGCAGCCCCAGCAGGCCCCCCAGCCCCAGCAGCCCUCACAGACCCAGAGUCAGGCCCUUGGUCUCCAAGCAAUGCAGCCCCAGCAGCCUUUGUUCCCCAGGCAAGGCUUGCAGCAGACCCAGCAACAGCAACAGACAGCCGCCCUGGUGCGACAGCUCCAAAAGCAGCUUUCUAGUAACCAGCCACAGCAAGGAGUGACUCCCUGUGCACACCCUUCACACUUUUGAAUCGGAAAGAGAAGACAUGAAGUUUAUGUUUGCACUGAAAAACAGAAAAUCAAAUUUAGUAGUCCUCAUAAGACGUCUCCUUUGGUCUUUGGUUAUUUAUGUUUUCCUAUAUUUUAUGCUACAUUUCAUGCAGAAGUAUUUAAAUAAGUAAAGGAGUCAUGGUUUGGUUUUAUCAGAUUUAAAAUAGGUUUUAAAAUGUGGAUCAUACAGGCCUACUCCAGAUAGUGUGGUAGCAGACCUUUUGAAACUGGUGCUUUUUUAUCUCAUAUUUACAUAAAGAAUGAAUUAUGGUAGGUUUAAAUAUUUAUGUAUUCAUUAACGAUUUUUUUUAAACCUGUGGUGGACCAAACUACUGAUUUGAAAGCUGUGGCAGGUCUCGCGGGAGUGGACACAUUAGCUCUUCACUCGACCGUGGCGGUGGGGUGAACAUUUUUUUUUUUUUUGCAUCACUUUAAUUUGAAAUGUUGAUCAUUUUCAUAAGCACUUUAUAAACUUCGUUCGCAUUUAUGAAGGACUUGGCUUCGCUUUUGUUGUGGUCCAAAGGUGCUGAAACGGAUUGUUGCUUAGUACUUCCGCUUCUUCAGGGCUUCUGCAAGAGCCACCUGGAGGACUGUGGGAGUCUCUCAGAAGCAGCUGCACUCAAAUUUGUUCCCAGUGGCAAAAUCUUUAUCCAGAUUCUUCAUGAAGGUACAACCUAUAACCACGGGAGGCCAGAAGAACCACGGUGGAAUCGGUCCAUUUUACUUACUGCCAGUUUUGGUUUAAAAAAAAAAAUAACUGUCCAGUUUAGGUUCUUCAGAACCUCAUGCCAACUUGAGAAAAAUAAAAUAAAAUCUCACAGCUGGCCUUAGAUUCCACAGUGCUCAGACUUGACAUGGUUUCCAGAGGGUUCUGGUAGUCAUCAAAGGUAUACUUGCUGUUAAUUUUGUAUGGUAAGUAUUUACAAUUUUGAAUUUAAUUAUUAAUGUUGGUGUCAGUCUUGGUUGUGUAUUGCUUCUACUGUAUUUAUAAACCGGUGCAAAAAGCACAAGUAAAGUAAAUUAUACAUCAAAAUUUAUUAUAAAGAAAUAGUAACUAUUUUAACUUUGUUCAAGUAUGUGGUAAUUUGCUCCUAUUAGAGUGAAAAAAUACAGUAAAUUAUUAUCAGUUUGUGUAACUUAAGAGUAUUCCGUAUAAUAUUUUUUUAGAAUUAGAUGCAUACAAUUUUGAAUGUGAAAAUUGCAGGGCAUUUUAAGACAUGUAGGGAUCUUUCCCUGUCCUUUGUUGGGUUCACUUUCUUUUUGCCAUAUGAUUUCACAUGUAAUGUAGUCAAGCAUACUGUGAAUAGAUUGUCUAUGAAGAGCAGACCCUGUAGAACUACUUUUUUAAAAUGUAGCUAGUACGACUUCAGAUGAUUUCUUUCGCAGAUUGUUAUUAUAAAUAAUUUAUAUCUUCCUAGGUGAGUUACCCAUUGCAGAGUUUGACUCAUUCAAAUGACCUCAGAUCCAUGUUUGCUUACUUUGCCAUGGCGACAUCGUGUGAACUGCUGUGUACACUGUGAAAUAUACCCCUCCAGCCUGCUUGUUUUGUGUUUACUCUGGGCUGGAAAAGACUUUGCCAAACAUUAAAGACCAUUCUUCCCACCGAGUUCACAUUCUCUCUGCUCUCAGACAGUGCAGUACAUUUCAGUGGUCCCAUAUGUCCGCUUUGCUUUCCUCUCCAGAGUCAUUCUUAAAAUUCACGAAGCUAUCCUCCUCCCUCCCCCCGCCCCGGGUAAUAGACCAUAUGAUUGCAUUCGCAAAACCACCGAAGUGUGAAUGUUGUGCCUAGUGAGUGGGCCAUAUCCUGUCCUCUCUGGUCUUAAUUCAAUGAUUGUUGAUGGUUAAAACUCCAGCUUCAAUCUGAACCUUGUCCUUUUCGUAGCUCAAUAUUGUGAACAGCAGAACGAGUGUUAGAACUGCAUAGCAUUUGUUUGCACUUUAAACUUUGCAGAAGUUAAUUUAUUAAUCAUUUUGCACAUGAAGGCUAUGGUUAUUCCUUUGUCGUUGUUUGUUUUAUUUGUUAAGAUGAGGAAGGUAAAUCAUGCUAAAGCCCUCUAGUUCUGAGAUGCCGUGGGGGAUGAGGAAAAACCUAGAGCUCUUUGCCCUGCGCGUUACAAGGAAAGCAACUGGAAUUUUAAAUUUAGUUAUUAUAUUUACUGCCACUUAAUUCUGCAUUCUGAGAGGUUUUUUUUUUUCUUUCAUAGCAAAUGCAUGUGGUUGGCAUUAAAAUUGUCCUAAGGAAAAAGCUCUAUUGCAGAACCUUGUCAUUUGCUGGGUGGGUUGCAGAUAGGAAAUUAAAGACCAGACCUUGAAAUCUAAUGGAAUUGGGUAUACUUACCAUUUCUGGCUAUAAGAACCCCUUAACAUCUGUGUUAUAUUGUAAGCUGAAUCUUUAGAGGGUGGCAUUUCUUGUUUUAUGUACCCUUUUUCAUCUAAAAGUAGAGGGAGACUACUCUACGGUGGGUAUCAUUUGACCUCUGGCAGCCAUAGAGUACCAAUGUUAACUGGAGUCAGCUCAUGUCUGAGGUAGGGGCCAAAAGAAAGUAGGCAUUACGGAAAGUAGGCAUCAAGUUCCAGAUGAAUGGCAUGUGCUAACAAAGCUCUUGGUCUUAGUGAUCUGGGCUAACUGAAUGACUUUUGCUUUUUUAAUUUACAAGGCUCCUUUAUAAAUAGAUGAAAUAAAUUUAUAAGUAGAUGAAAUUUGGACAGAAGCCAGAGAAAUUAUUCUAGAAAAAUCCCAGUCUUUAGAAUAAAAGAGGUGAAUCAUAUGAUACUCCCACAUAUAUUUGGGUUAAAUUAAACAUGUAAUGUUAGUACGGUGAAAUAUGAAAAUAAAACCCACCAUUUAAAUACAGUGAAACUUGAUUAUAUAGAAGCAGUUGUCUAGACUCGUGGAGGAAUUCUGCCUUAGAAAGUCUGUCUUCAGAAUGGCUCUGAACCAUGGGUGCCUGAGCAAGGCUUUAAAGUUAUAAGGAAGUGUCACUGUACCUGUAGAGCAUUUCAGGAUGACAGGUGUGGACAAAUGUGAAACCCGCUUUGCACUUCCCAAUGUGUGAGCAUUAGGCUGCCCUGUACAUGUAGAAAAGCUAGCCUGCAUUUGUUUUGUCUUGUUUGGUUUCAUUUUUAACGCAGGUAUUAAAACAAUGGGAACUUUCAGUGUGAACAAAUGGUAAACUAUUAAUCAUAAUCAGAACAGUUCUGCGCUUGUUUUCUGUAGGUUUUAUCAAAAUGUUUGUAAACCAGUGACAAAAUAUUUGUGCAUUGAGAUUAACACGGGCUGCAAACCUAAUCUUUCACGUUGUCUCCAUUCAUUCUGUGUGCGAUGUUUGUAACAUUGGUGGAAAACAGACACAAGGCAGCUGGCAACUGUUAGCGGAAGAAAGGUCUUUUUACUGAAAAUUCAGGUGCAUUCGCCAUUUGUUAAUUUGUAGCGGAUCAUUUUCUCUUAAUGUUUUUUAUUAUUUGUUGGCAAAAUCAAAGUGCCUUAAGUUAAGAGUUUGCUUUGAAAUCCAUGGAAACUCGGAAUCAGUUCACAGUGCAUUUAUUUACAAGUCUCACUGCAUGUCCAUUGUAAAUUUAAUACUGUAAAUGUAUUCGGAUUCAUUUACAUGCCUAUGGCUGCCUUUGAUUAAACUUCUUCCAAAAAAUAAAGUCUGCAGAUGUUGGCUUUUGUUCCA